GGCCCGCGCUCGGAGCCCCAGAUGCCCGCGACCUGGGAGGCAGAAGUGACCCUGGGGGUCGCGCGGCUGGGCAUUCGCUGUCCUGGCCGACGUUGCCGGUGCAGUGGUCUUAAAAUCAAAGGACCGGGAUAAUCACAUGGUCCCUUUUUAAAGAACGGACAAUUUUAGGUCUUAAAGCGCGGUCUUAGAAAUUACCCCUUGCGAAGUCCAACGCCAUCAUUUUCUAAGUGGGGGGGGGGGGCGUGUCACACGGACGCUGCACGUAGAGCCUUGGUGUUCUGUCCCGGGCCCAGGUUUUUCCUUAUCGCAAGAGAUACUGCCAUUGCCUGUUUUAGAGCUUACUUCCCCCCGCUGUUUUGAGUUUGUAAAAACGUUUUUAAUCCACGUGUUUUAUUUUGCAGAAAGAAGCAAUUGAUUAAACGAAUAACAUGACGUCAAAUAGAAGCCCACUUUUUGUUAUUGCAAGUCAGGGAGUUGAACGUAAACCGUUGCUAUCUUCUCCCCUGUGUUUUAUUACUUGAAACACCCAUUUUUUCGAAUAUGCAUGAUGGCAGAAGGGAAAGCCCCUGCGAGAAAAAGACCCCGUAGAAGUUUAUCAAGCAGCAAAACUAAAAAAAAUGAAGCUAACUCUAUUGUUUUGUUUUUCAACAACGCACCACCUGCUAAACUUGCCUGCCCCAUUUGUAGUCAGAUGGUGCCAAGGUACGACUUAAACCGGCACCUUGAUGAAAUGUGUGCCGACAGUGGUGACAUCACUGCAGUUAAGCCUGUCGGCGUAAGGAAUGCAAAUGUGUCCACAGUAGACUUAACCAGUAGUGCCGUGGAGGAUGUAACUCCCGAGAAGUCCUCACCAACAAAGACAAAUUUAAGCCCUGGCCAAAGUGAUUCAGCAAAAAUAGGUGUAAAACAGCAGACCAGCCCCUACUUUAAAAGUAACGAUGACGUGGUACGCAGAAAUCAAGAUGAGCUGAGACACCCUAAUGUCAAAGUCAUUCCUUUGGGAAGCCUGUCAUCUAAAUUGUCUAGAAGAUACAUAAAGGCAAAAAUAUCAAUAGAUAAGAAUGAGCCAUUUGCCAAUCGUAGUCCUCAGAGGUCCUCAGGGCUUACGAUGGUUGAUAACUAUUCAGGGACUGAGGAUAAGGAUCAAACUUUGGAGAACAGUUCUCAGAAGGAGAAUGUAUUUACCUGUGAGUCUCUUAAGGAACAGAGUACCCCUGAUCAUAAUGUAGAAGGCACUAAAAUAAUGGAAGCUGAAAACCACAAGGUUACGCAGGAAUGGGUGACACCAGCACUCACCCCUGCCUUCUCAGGCAAUGCUCCCCUGCUACUUUCACCAAAUGGAACUCUUGGGGCUAAAUUACAGUCUACUUCAGAGGACACUGGUGCAGAGCAGGAGAGUAUCAAAGGAGUGGAUAGUACAGGUGUUGAAAAAUGUGAGGCAGGUCGUGGUGAAGAAGUUAAAAUGACUGCUGCUUCAGAAGUUACAACAAAGUUGUCAGAUCGGGAGGCAAAAUCUUACACCUGUACACGUGAUGCUUCUAAAUGGAGUAACAUCCAAGAACUUCUAGAACGCGACAGCGGCUUAAAGACUGAAAUCACUCACAGAGUUCCUUUGGAGCAGGGGUCCAGCAGUGAUGUUCCUGGUAAAACAAUUCCAGACACACCUUACUACCUUCGGAGUUUCCUUGUGGUGCUGGGAGCUGUAUUUGAGAAUGAAGAUGAUAGGACACUCUUUGAUGAACAGGAGAAAGGAAUCGUAACUAAAUUUUAUCAAUUAUCAGCUAGCGGUCAGAAGUUAUAUGUAAGACUCUUUCAACGUAAAUUCAGCUGGAUUAAGGUGAAUAAACUGGACUAUGAGGAGAUUGCCGCUGACUUAGGACCUGUGAUUGGAGAACUGACGCAAGCAGGCUUUCUGCAGACAGAAUCUGAGUUGCAAGAGCUCCCUGAAGUGCUGGAAUUACUUUCUGCUCCCGAACUGAAAACCCUGGCAAAGACCUUCCACUUGGCGAACCCCAAUGGGCAGAAACAGCAGCUGGUGGAGACCUUUCUCAAACUGGCCAGACAGCCCUCAGUCUGCACAUGGAGCAAGAAACAGCCUGGAGUCGGUGCAGUGAUUUUAAAAAGAGCUAAGGACUUGGCGGGCCCGUCCCUGCGAGUGUGCCCAGGCCCGCGGGCCGUGUUUUCCCGGAUCUUGCUGCUGUUUUCCUUGUCUGACUCACUGGAGGAGGAGGAGGCCGCAGGCGGCGGGCAGGGCCAGCUUUCUUCUGUGCUGCUGGUCAGUCUGGGCCGAGUGGCGUUCCCGCGGUACACCAUCCAUCGGAAAACCCGAGUCUUCCAGGACAGAGAAGAUCUCAUCAGAUAUGCAGCCGCCACCCACAUGCUGAGUGACAUUUCUACCGCGAUGGCCAAUGGGAACUGGAAAGAAGCUAACGAGCUCUCUCAGUGUGCCAAAAGGGACUGGAACAAACUGAGAAACCACCCUUCCCUGAGGUACCAUGAGAACCUCCCUGUCUUCCUGCGCUGCUUUACCGCUGGGUGGGUUUACACACGCAUUUUGUCCCGGGCUGUCGAUAUCUUCCAGCGACUCCACAUGUAUGAGGAAGCCGUCAAGGAACUUGAGAACCUUUUGUCCCAGAAAGUGUAUUGUCCUGACAGCAGGGGCCGAUGGUGGGACAGACUAGCUCUCAACCUCCACCAGCACUUGAAACGCCUCGGACCGGCUAUUCAGUGCAUCGCAGAAGGGCUGGCGGACCCCGAAGUCAGGACAGGACACCGCCUUUCGCUUUAUCAGAGAGCCGUGCGUCUGAGAGAGUCCCCAAGCUGCCAGAAGUACAGGCAGCUCUUCCAUCAGCUGCCAGAAGUAACUGUGGACGAUGUGAAACAUGUGACGAUCACGGGCCGGCUGUGCCCGCAGCGUGGGAUGGGCAAGUCCGUGUUUGUGAUGGAGGCCGGAGGGGCCGCGCCGGCCACAGUCCUGUGCUCCGUGGAGGAGCUGGCGCUGGCCUAUUACAGACGCAGUGGCUUCGACCAAGGCGUUCACGGGGAGGGCUCCACGUUCAGCACGCUGUACGGCCUGCUCCUGUGGGACGUAAUCUUCAUGGACGGGAUACCAGACGUCUUCCGAAACGCCUAUCAGGCACUCCCACUGGACCUGUGUACAGACAGCUUCUUCGCGAGCAGGGCGCCGGCCAUCGAGGCCAGGCUGCAGCUCAUCCACCACGCGCCCGCCGAGAGCCUGCGAGCCUGGGUGGCGGCCACGUGGCGGGCCCAGGAAGGCCGAGCGGCUUCCAUUGUCAGCUGGGAACGCUUCACUUCUCUUCAGCAAGCUCAGGAUCUCGUUUCCUGCCUGGGAGGCCGUGUCCUCAGUGGUGUGUGCAGGCGCCUGGCCAUGGACUUUCGACACUGCCGAGGCGGCCUCCCCGACCUGGUGGUGUGGAACUCCGUAAAUCAUCGCUUUAAGCUGGUGGAAGUCAAAGGCCCCAACGACCGUCUUUCGCAUAAACAGAUGAUCUGGCUGCACGAGCUGCAGAAGCUGGGGGCUGCAGUUGAGGUCUGCCACGUGGCUGCGGUUGGGGCCAAGAGCAAACCUAGCAGAGCUGUGGCAUCGGGAAACCCGGACACGAGCGGAGUUUCAGAAUCAUGAAGUGAACUAAACGAAUUCUCAUGAAGUUCCUUUAACCUGGUACAUCUGCCAGUGCUUGCUCUGUCACCGGCCAAAUGACCACAGGAAUGAGAUCGUCAUCAAAGGCAGCUGGCCGCCUCAUCCCGCUGCUUGAGGGCAUCC
Rhinolophus ferrumequinum (greater horseshoe bat) is the source of this 3784-nucleotide messenger RNA. RefSeq names its product FANCD2 and FANCI associated nuclease 1 (gene FAN1). The record is from RefSeq and is a predicted model, not a curated record. The coding region runs from base 545 to 3643 and encodes 1032 amino acids. The transcript is spliced from 14 exons. Lineage: Eukaryota; Metazoa; Chordata; Mammalia; Chiroptera; Rhinolophidae. Gene Ontology annotation, biological process: interstrand cross-link repair. Gene Ontology annotation, molecular function: flap-structured DNA binding; 5'-flap endonuclease activity; 5'-3' exonuclease activity. Gene Ontology annotation, cellular component: nucleus.